Messenger RNA from Cynara cardunculus var. scolymus (artichoke), 2367 nucleotides. Its product is annotated as monosaccharide-sensing protein 2-like. Gene Ontology annotation, molecular function: myo-inositol:proton symporter activity. The coding region runs from base 1 to 2229 and encodes 742 amino acids. Gene Ontology annotation, cellular component: membrane. Gene Ontology annotation, biological process: transmembrane transport. Lineage: Eukaryota; Viridiplantae; Streptophyta; Magnoliopsida; Asterales; Asteraceae. The transcript has 5 exons. The record is from RefSeq and is a predicted model, not a curated record.
AUGAGUGGAGCUGUGCUAGUGGCCGUUGCUGCUGCUAUUGGUAACUUGCUUCAAGGAUGGGAUAACGCCACCAUUGCUGGGGCUGUAUUAUACAUAAAACAAGAGUUCAACCUGCAAAGUAAUCCAACUAUUGAAGGUCUAAUUGUGGCUAUGUCAUUAAUUGGUGCAACCUUGGUUACAACGUGCUCUGGUGGAUUAUCAGAUUGGCUUGGACGACGUCCCAUGCUCAUCAUCUCUUCUGUUCUAUAUUUUGUCAGUGGUCUAGUUAUGCUGUGGUCACCCAAUGUUUACAUCCUUCUCUUGGCUAGGCUAUUAGAUGGUUUAGGGAUUGGAUUGGCAGUCACUCUUGUUCCUGUCUAUAUAUCCGAGACCGCACCACCUGAAAUUAGAGGCUCACUCAAUACUUUGCCUCAGUUUACAGGUUCUGGUGGGAUGUUCCUUUCUUAUUGCAUGGUAUUUGGGAUGUCAUUAAUGGAGUCACCCAACUGGAGGUUGAUGCUUGGGGUUCUUUCAAUCCCUUCCCUUGUUUAUUUCGUACUUACCAUAUUUUUCUUGCCCGAGUCCCCAAGAUGGCUUGUUAGUAAAGGAAGAAUGCAUGAAGCCAAGCAGGUUUUGCAGAGGUUGCGUGGCAAGGAAGACGUUUCAGGUGAGAUGGCUUUACUAGUUGAAGGCCUUGGAGUUGGGGGUGAAACAUCGAUAGAAGAAUACAUAAUCGGCCCUGCAAAUGAUCUUGAACAGGAUCUAGAAGAAGCUGCUAAAAUUAAGUUGUACGGUCAUGAUGCAGGGGUGUCUUGGAUUGCUAGACCUGUUACAGGACAGAGUACACUUGGUAUUGCAUCUCGACAAGGAAGUAUUAUAAACCCGAGUGUUCCUCUUAUGGACCCACUUGUGACCCUCUUUGGCAGUGUCCACGAAAAGCUUCCAGAUGCUGCUGGUAGCAAAGGAAGCAUGCUUUUCCCACACUUUGGAAGCAUGUUUAGUGUUACUGGAAAUCAAGCAAAACACGAAGACUGGGAUGAAGAGAGUGUUGGUGAUAGAGAUGGAGAGGAUUAUGGGUCUGAUGCUGGUGGGAAUGAUUCUGAUGACAAUUUGCAUUCUCCUUUGAUUUCUCGACAAACUACAAGUAUAGAGAAAGACACGAUUCAGGCUGCUUCCCAUGGCAGUAUUCUAGGAGUUAGAAACGGCAGUGCUGUGCAAACUGGGGGUGGAGAUCAAGUGAGUAGCACUGGCAUUGGAGGUGGUUGGCAGCUUGCAUGGCAAUGGACAGAAAGAGAAGGCCAAGAUGGAAAGAAGGAAGGAGGGUUUAAAAGAAUCUAUUUGCAUCAAGAAAGUGGCACUGGAUCUCAGCGUGGCUCCCUAAUUUCUGUCGCCGGAGGUGAUAUGCAUAUGGCUCCAGAUGGUGAUGUCUUCCAGGCUGCAGCUUUGGUUAGUCAGCCUGCACUUUACUCUAAGGAUCUUGUGGAUCACCACCCCGUUGGACCAGCUAUGGUGCACCCAUCUGAAGCCGCAAUGAAAGGCCCAAGCUGGAGGGAUCUUUUUGAACCAGGAGUCAAACAUGCAUUGUUUGUUGGUGUUGGUCUUCAGAUACUUCAACAGUUCUCUGGCAUCAAUGGUGUUCUUUACUACACGCCUCAGAUUCUUGAGGAAGCAGGUGUUGGUGUUCUUUUAGCAAAUCUGGGCAUCAGUUCAACAUCAUCAUCGCUUCUUAUUAGUUGCAUCACAACUUUGUUGAUGCUCCCUUGCAUUGCUGUGGCCAUGAGGCUUAUGGACAUCUCUGGAAGAAGGACUCUAUUGCUGACAACAAUCCCAGUGUUGAUCUUGACCCUCAUAGUAUUGGUGGUUGGAAGUGUGAUAAACUUUGGCAGUGUAGUGAAUGCAGCCAUCUCGACAGCAAGCGUUGUUGUGUAUUUUUGUACUUUUGUAAUGGGAUUUGGUCCAAUCCCCAACAUCCUGUGUGCAGAGAUAUUCCCAACGAGAGUGCGUGGAUUGUGCAUCGCGAUUUGUGCCCUGACGUUUUGGAUUUGUGAUAUCAUUGUGACCUACUCCCUUCCGGUUCUGUUGACUUCAAUUGGGCUGUCGGGUGUUUUUGGAGUGUAUGCUGUGGUAUGCAUCAUAUCAUGGGUAUUUGUUUUCUUGAAGGUGCCGGAAACGAAAGGAAUGCCAUUGGAAGUGAUCACUGAGUUCUUCGCUGUUGGAGCAAAACAGGCUGCUGCAGCGAAGAGCAAUUGAGGAAUUGGAGUGGGUGUGUGUGGGUGUAUGUGUUGGUUGGUUUUUGGCUUUUUUUUUUUUUUGGUUUUUGGUUUAAAUUUUGUUGUGAUUGAAACAGGAAAUUCAAAAUUUAAUGUUGUAGCUUUUAUAUUUCAUCAA